Messenger RNA from Thrips palmi, 2321 nucleotides. Its product is annotated as glucose dehydrogenase [FAD, quinone]-like. Gene Ontology annotation, molecular function: flavin adenine dinucleotide binding; oxidoreductase activity, acting on CH-OH group of donors. The record is from RefSeq and is a predicted model, not a curated record. NCBI's taxonomy places the organism in Eukaryota, Metazoa, Arthropoda, Insecta, Thysanoptera, Thripidae. Bases 13 to 1980 code for a protein of 655 amino acids. The transcript is spliced from 8 exons.
ACCAAGGCGCCCAUGGGGUGGUCGUGGAACGACCUGACGACGUCGCUGCUGCGCUGCGAGGCGUCGCGGGGCGCCGAGUCCGCCUUCAUGCGCCUCAUGGAGUCCGUGCUGGACCAGACCAGCCACCUGCAGGACCCGCUGAUGCAGCACAUGCAGCGCGAGAAGUACUUCCUGGAUGACGCCGACUUCGUGGUGGUGGGCGGCGGCAGCGCGGGCUCGGUGCUGGCGGCGCGGCUGUCGGAGCGGCCGGACUGGAACGUGGUGCUGCUGGAGGCCGGCGGCUGCGAGCCGCCCUUCACGCAGGUGCCUUCCUUCUACAUCUCGGACGGCGACAGCCGCCGCGAGCUGGACUGGGACUUCAAGCUGGAGCCGCAGGCCGAGGCGUGUCUCGGCCACGAGGACGGCAUCUGCCACUGGCCCAGGGGCAAGGUGCUGGGCGGCACGUCCACCAUCAACGGCAUGAUGUACAUGCGCGGCCACCCCCGGGACUACGACCGCUGGGAGGCGGACGGGCUGGCCGGCUGGGGCUGGCGGCACGUGCUGCCCUACUUCAAGAAGUCCGAGGACAACAAGGAGCUGGGCCAGGGCCACGUCGAGGACGCGUUCCACUCGGCGGGCGGCUACCUGACGGUGCAGCGGUUCCCCGACCAGCCCCCGCUGGCGUGGGACAUCCUGUCGGCCGGCGCCGAGCUGGGCUACCGCUCCAACACGGACCUCAACGGCAGCAACCGCACGGGCUUCACCGUGGCGCAGGCCAACGUGCGCGACGGCCGGCGGCUGUCCCUGUCCAGGGCGUUCCUCCACCCCGCCAAGGACCGCCCCAACCUCAGGGUCAUCACCAACGCCAUGGUGGUGCGCGUGUCCAUGGACGGCGACCGCGCGCGCGGCGUCGUCUUCCACCGCAACGGCGCGCUGCACAAGCUGCGCGCCCGCAAGGAGGUGGUGCUGACCGCCGGGGCGGUGCAGACCCCGCACCUCCUGCUGCUGUCCGGGGUGGGGCCGCGGCGACAGCUCCAAGAAGCGGGAGUGAAGGUGGUGGCGGACUGCCCCGGCGUGGGGCAGAACCUGCAGAACCACAUCUCCUUCUCGGUGGACUUCGCCCUGGGCAACGACACGCCCGGCUCCAACCGCCUCGACAUGCCCACCUUCGAGCAGUUCCUGAGCAACGGCACGGGCGCCAUGGCGUCCACCGGCCUGUCUCAAGUGACGGCCUUCGUGCACAGCCGCUACUCGCAGGGCCGCGGCCUGGACCUGCCCGACCUGCAGCUGUUCUUCGAGGGCGCGCUGGCCAACUGCUCCAUCACGGGGCUGCCGGGCGAGCCCAGCCACAACGGCGGCCCCACCCCCUUCAGGAUGAUCCCCGUGGUGCUGCGGCCGCUGAGCCGCGGCGAGGUGCGCCUCCAGAGCAAGGACCCCACCGUGCCGCCCAAGCUCAUCGCCAACUACCUCAAAGACCAGGAGGACGUCGACCUGCUCAUCGACGGCAUUCGGUUCGUCCAGCGGCUGGCCAACACCUCGGUGAUGCAGGAGCUCGGGGUGCAGCUGGUGCUGCCGGCCACGCCCGGGGCAUGCGGCGACCUCGCCCCGGACUCCGACGACUUCUGGGAGUGCCUCAUCCGCCACCGCACCAACCCCGAGAACCACCAGUGCGGCUCGGCGCGCAUGGGGCCGGACGGAGACCCCGGCGCCGUCCUCACCCCCCGGCUGCAGGUGCGCGGCGUGCGCGGCCUGCGCGUGGCGGACGCGGCCGCCAUCCCGCACGUGGUGAGCGCCAACCUCAACGCGGCCGUCGUCAUGGUGGCGGAGCGCGCCGCCGACUUCAUCAAGGAGGACUACCCCUUGUUCGCGGACCGGCGGCGGCCACCUCCCCGGGGCAUGAACCGCGGCAUGGGCAUCAACAGAGGGUCCCUGCUGGGAAACCUGCUUGGCGUCGUGCGGGGCGCGGGUGGCGCGGGCGGGGGUGGGGACUCAUCCCAGUGAAAAAUGAGUUGGCGAAACGACGUCUAGUCUCGAGGCUGUGGCUUGGUCUGUGCCACCAGCGUAGCACUUUCCUCGAUAGUAUUUAAUUGCAUUUUUUUUAAGUCUCUGAUAGAGUUAAUUUAUUUUUAGUGUAAGAGGUGAGUUGUGGGAUGGAAGAAAACGCAUGGUCGAGUUUAUGAGAAAAUAAUUUAUUGAUAAGCUGAUGGAAGUUGCUUUGUUAGGGCUAGUGAAACUUUAGCACCUAACAACGAUGAUGAUAAUUUUUGACAAUCAAAGAGAUUUCAUGAUAUGUACAGCAAUUGCAAGAAAUAAAUGAAAGAAACCUUUAUCACAAAGCUGAA